GUGGUGGUGUUGGGCGCCUCGCGAACCAAUGGGAAGGCGGGCGGUUAGGUGUGGGCAGGGCCGCGGCUGGCCAGCCAAUCAGCCGCAGGCGCGGCGUGAUUUAAACAUCCACUAAGGAGUUGAAGCUGCGUGUUUAUUGCGUUGUUGGCUUCUCCCGGUGAAGGAUGCCGAGCCGCCCCGAGGACUAUGACGUUCUCCUCACCAUCGGCGCCGGGUCCUACGGCAGGUGCCAGAAGAUCCGGAGGAAAGCGGACGGCAAGGUCUUGGUCUGGAAGGAACUUGACUAUGGAUCUAUGACAGAAUCUGAAAAACAGAUGCUCGUUUCUGAGGUGAACUUGCUCCGUGAGCUGAAACAUCCAAACAUAGUCCGAUAUUAUGAUCGUAUAAUUGACAGGACAAACACAACUCUUUAUAUUGUGAUGGAAUAUUGUGAAGGUGGAGACUUGUCUACACUUAUUGCAAAGUCUACAAAAGAAAGGCACUACUUGGAAGAGAUUUUUGUCCUUCGAGUUCUUACUCAGUUGACCUUGGCCUUGAAGGAGUGUCAUAGGCGGAGUGAUGGGGGUCAUACUGUCCUUCAUCGGGAUUUAAAGCCAGCAAAUAUUUUUCUCGAUGGAAAGAGAAAUGUGAAACUUGGUGAUUUUGGCCUUGCUAGGAUUCUUCACCAUGACACUAGUUUUGCAAAAACAUUUGUUGGAACACCAUACUACAUGUCUCCAGAACAAAUAAACCGCAUGUCCUACAAUGAAAAAUCUGACAUUUGGUCUCUAGGAUGUCUUCUAUAUGAGUUGUGUGCAUUGUCGCCUCCGUUUACUGCUUUUAACCAAAAAGAGUUAGCAGAAAAGAUAAGAGAAGGAAAAUUUAGACGGAUCCCUUAUCGUUAUUCAGAUCAGCUGAAUGAGCUUAUCACAAAGAUGCUGAACCUAAAGGAUUAUUGUCGGCCUUCAGUUGAAGAAAUUCUGCAAAACCCUUUGAUUACUGAUUUGGUGUCUGAGGAGCAAGGAAGGAUCUUGGAGAGAAAGGGGCGGCGAUCUGGAGAACAUGAUAAAGUUGAAAGGCUUUCUGGAACUCCAGCGAAUGAGCUGAAACUGAAGGAGCAGCAGCUGCAAGAGAGGGAAAAAGCCCUAAAAGAAAGAGAGUUUAGGCUGGAACGUAAGAAUCCAUGUAGCAAAGAGCGAGAGCGGGAACUGUGUGUUCGAGAGAGGCUGGCAGAAGACAAACUGGCUAGGGCUGAGAACUUGAUGAAGAAUUACAGCUUUCUCAAGGACCAGAGACUCAUGUUGCCAACAAGCAGCCCAGGUGAUGUAUUACCAGGCUUUCCUACAAGAAAAAAGAAGGUCCAGUUUGGUGAUGAAGGUAAAGAAAAUGAGCAGUCUGUGGACAGCCUGGAGAAUUUUCCUCUCUCCAAACAAAAAGGAUACAACCUAAAGAAACGCCUCUAUGCUGCUAACUUGCGUGCUCAAGCUCUGUGCGAACUGGAGAAACACUAUCAGCUGAAAAGUCACCAGCUUCUAGGGAUGCGUUGAAGACAUGUGAAUUUCCACAUUUUGUAUAUAGAAUUCUCCUUGUGUUUUAUGUGCUGUCCUUUUACAUAUCAGCUUUUAUGUGUUUAUAGUGAAAAUAUGUGUAGGCUGGAUUUAGAAAAGAUGCUAAAGCAUUUCAAACUAUGUAAAAAUACAGCUUGGUAAAAUAUAUUUAGAUCUUCCUGCUCAGACAGUUUGCAUUUUGAUGCUGUUUUUCCAACAUUGAUGGAGGAUGUAGAUUGGUUUUUUUAAAGGGUUGGAAAUUAUUUUUUAACGAAGUGCAUUACAGUGCAGAUAAAGUUACUGUGCCCUGUCGAAAGAAGAGUUUUUUUUUUAAAUAAAAAAAACCAUGCUUUCCAAACUUUGAAUAAAUACGGUCAUUAAUUUCAAGGAGAACAGCCCCAGGGAAAAUACCGGAUGCAACUAGAGCUAAGUCCAUAUAAAGCUUCCUGAACUUUUUACCUUAGACUCCAGAGGCAGGAUUUGUGAUGGGGAAUUUCUGGCACUACAAAAGUUGGAUAUGCCAAACCUUAUGGAAGUUAAGAGUGCAGCAUCUGUUGGGGAGGGCACAGGUUUCCUGUCUUUGCUUUGGGGUCCUAACCUCGUGAUAGCAGAUGUCUUGUUUCUUCCCCAUUAGUCCUUGGAAAGUUUGGAUUAUUGUUGUUGGAAAUCUGGAAAAAAAUGGAGCAUUGCCUCAUUUAUAAAAAAGAUAAUUUGUUUCAAACCAACCUAAAGUGUACCUAGACAAUGCCUUUCCAACCUUGUUCUUCAAUGUAGUUACCAGAUGUGAGUAUAAAUCAAAGUUUGGAGAUCUCGGAAACAAUUAUAGGCAGUUUGCUUUUGUUAAAGAGUGCUUUUUAUACAUUAAAUAAGAAAUCAAACAAGAGAA
Molecule: messenger RNA, 2412 nt
Organism: Anolis carolinensis (green anole)
Lineage: Eukaryota; Metazoa; Chordata; Lepidosauria; Squamata; Anolidae
Gene: nek2
Product: NIMA related kinase 2
Exons: 9
Coding region: 165-1526 (453 amino acids)
Biological process (GO): protein phosphorylation
Molecular function (GO): protein kinase activity; ATP binding
Source: RefSeq, a predicted model, not a curated record